Coffea eugenioides is the source of this 1719-nucleotide messenger RNA. Its product is annotated as phosphatidylinositol N-acetylglucosaminyltransferase subunit A. The coding region runs from base 209 to 1573 and encodes 454 amino acids. Gene Ontology annotation, cellular component: glycosylphosphatidylinositol-N-acetylglucosaminyltransferase (GPI-GnT) complex. Gene Ontology annotation, biological process: GPI anchor biosynthetic process. The transcript is spliced from 9 exons. The record is from RefSeq and is a predicted model, not a curated record. Gene Ontology annotation, molecular function: phosphatidylinositol N-acetylglucosaminyltransferase activity. NCBI's taxonomy places the organism in Eukaryota, Viridiplantae, Streptophyta, Magnoliopsida, Gentianales, Rubiaceae.
GUGACCAAAUCGGUAAUUUGGCCAGUUGAGAACCGGUUCAUCACUGCAGAUCCGAAGUUGUACCCAACCUCUACCGUCUGGAUCGUCUUCUGCAACGAAAUUGUACUAUCAUGGCUCCGUGCAAAUGGAGUUUUUCUGCAUGAACCUAAGAUUGCCUCCUGCUUCUUCGGUUGGUCGUUUUUAAAUAGGUUUGAAGAUACCAGACAUUAUGAGUGAAAAGGGAAAGCAUAGAAUCUUGAUGGUUUCUGAUUUUUUCUUUCCCAACUUUGGCGGUGUGGAGAAUCACAUAUACUAUUUAUCACAAUGCCUGAUUGAGCUCGGCCAUAAGGUGGUUGUCAUGACUCAUGCUUAUAACAAUCGUAGUGGAGUGAGAUAUAUGACAGGUGGCCUAAAAGUUUAUUAUGUGCCAUGGAAACCAUUUCUCAUGCAAAACACACUCCCAACCUUUUAUGGGACUCUUCCAAUAAUAAGGACAAUUUUAAUUCGAGAAAAGAUAUCAGUGGUCCAUGGACAUCAAGCCUUCUCAACUCUAUGCCAUGAAGCUUUGAUGCACGCAAGGACAAUGGGAUACAAAGUUGUGUUUACUGAUCAUUCUCUUUAUGGUUUUGCUGAUGUGGGCAGCGUUCAUAUGAACAAGGUACUGCAAUUUACACUGGCAGAUGUGACCCAAGCUAUUUGUGUAUCUCAUACAAGUAAGGAAAACACAGUUUUAAGAUCUGGGCUGCCACCUGAAAAAGUUUAUGUAAUUCCAAAUGCUGUGGACACAGCUAUGUUCAAGCCUGCUCCAGAGCGACUCAGCAACAAUGAAAUUGUUAUCGUUGUGAUAAGUAGGUUGGUUUACCGCAAGGGAGCAGAUCUGCUUGUUGAAGUAAUUCCUGAAGUAUGCCGAUUGCAUCCCAAUGUUCGCUUUGUCAUUGGAGGAGAUGGUCCUAAAAGGGUGCGGCUUGAAGAAAUGAGGGAAAAACACUCCCUUCAAGAUCGAGUAGAUAUGUUGGGUGCUGUUCCCCAUGCUAAUGUGCGAUCAGUUUUGAUAACUGGGCAUAUAUUCUUAAAUAGUUCUUUGACUGAAGCUUUUUGUAUAGCCAUAUUGGAAGCUGCUAGUUGUGGAUUAUUGACUGUCAGUACGUGUGUUGGAGGUGUCCCAGAGGUUCUUCCAGAUGAUAUGAUUGUUCUUGCGGAGCCAGAUCCUAGUGAUAUGGUUCAAGCAAUCACAAAGGCUAUAAAUAUACUUCCCCAGAUUGAUCCAGAAACUAUGCAUUUGCGUAUGAAGAAACUGUACAGCUGGCAUGAUGUUGCCAGAAGGACUGAGACUGUAUAUGACCGUGCUUUAAGAUGCUCCAGUCAACCUCUGUUAGAACGACUGUCCCGGUACCUUACUUGUGGUGCUUGGGCAGGCAAGCUUUUUUGUCUGGUUAUGCUCAUCGAUUGCAUAUUGUGGCAAUUCUUGCAGCUAUGGCAGCCUGACAGAGACAUUGAGGUGGUGGCAGAUGCAACCCUUACAAGUUUCCUUCAUGAAGAAAUGUCACGGGAUUCCUUUUUUUUUUUUUCCGGAACGAUAGAUGAUAUUUCAUAGAAAUUUGAGACUUUACAAUAUUUGAGCAACGGCUCAACUAACUAUACCAAGUGUACCAUGACACUUAAGGAGGAACUAAGGUUCUCUCCUCAUCCAUACAUAUGCUUAGAGCAUAAAGACUAAUCUGAUUACAUAGAUUCAUAUUA